This is a messenger RNA of Rhodotorula graminis WP1, 1363 nucleotides long. RefSeq lists its product as uncharacterized. The record is from RefSeq and is a predicted model, not a curated record. The coding region runs from base 4 to 1299 and encodes 431 amino acids. Gene Ontology annotation, molecular function: mRNA binding. Gene Ontology annotation, biological process: mRNA 3'-end processing. The transcript is spliced from 7 exons. NCBI's taxonomy places the organism in Eukaryota, Fungi, Basidiomycota, Microbotryomycetes, Sporidiobolales, Sporidiobolaceae. Gene Ontology annotation, cellular component: mRNA cleavage and polyadenylation specificity factor complex.
GCCAUGUUUGGCGCACCAGCCUCGUACGGCCAGCCGCAGACUCGGUCCAAGGUCGUCUUCGUCGGCAACCUCCCGUUCGACUACACUGAGGAGCAGUUUGUCGAGGUGUUCAACUCGGUUGGCCCCGUCGUCUCGUUCCGCCUCGUCUUCGACCACAACACCGGCAAGCCCAAAGGCUUCGGCUUCUGCGAGUACCGCGACGCCGACACGGCCGCGUCGGCGCUGCGCAAUCUGCAGGGCGUCGAGGUUGGCGGCCGAGGCCUGCGUCUCGACUUUGCCGACACGGACGACGCGCCGCCGAGCAAGCGCUUCCGUGGGCCGGGAGGGCCGCCGAUGGGAGGUGCGGGGCCGGCGGGCUACGGCGGAGCGUACGGCGGCGGCGGAGGAAUCGGCCCGGGAGCGGGAGCAGGAGCAGGGGCAGGAGCCGCGCCGGGCGCGUACGGCGGGUACCAGCCUCCCGGCGGCGGCGGCGGCGGCGGCAUGACGCCGCUCGGCGGUGCCGCACCUCCAGGUGCUCCCGCCGCCCCGCUCGUUGCGGCACCUCCCGCCGGCGGGUACAACAUCCCGCCGCCGGUGCCGGGUGCGACGGGCCCGCGACCGCUGCCGCAGGGCGUGCCCGUCGAGCCGGGCAAGCAGGCGACGGACAAGAUCACCGAGACGAUCGGCACCAUGGCGCCGGGCCAGCUGCUCGACAUCAUGAGCCAGAUGAAGGCCCUCGUCACCGCGAGCCCGUACGAGGCUCGCGCCCUCCUCACCGCCCAGCCCCAGCUCUCCUACGCCCUCUUCCAGGCCAUGCUCUGCAUGGGCAUCGUCGACCCGUCAGUCCUGCAACGCGCCUUUCCCGCCACCGGCGCCGGCGCCGCACCUCCCGCCGGGCCCGGCGGGUACCCGCCCGCGCCCGCUCCCGCCGCACCGGCGGGCGCAGCCGGCUACGGCUACGGCACGCCGCCGCACGUCGCGCAAGGCGGGUACGGUGCGCCUCCUGCUGCGGCGCCGAGCAGCUACUCGCGCCCGCCGCCUGUCGGCGCGCCCUCGAGCUACGGCGCCCCGCCACCGCCGCCGCCUCAGCAGCAGCAGCCGUCGUCGGGCUACGGCAACUACCAGCGUCCGCCGCAGGGUGCACCACAGCCGCCGCAGCCGCAGCAAGCGCAGGCGGCGCCGGGCACGACGCCCGAGCAAGCAGCUCUCAUCCAGCAGGUCCUCAGCAUGACGGACGCCCAGAUUGCCGCUCUCGACGAGACGAGUCGCAACACGAUUCUGCAGAUUCGGCAGCAGGCGCAGCGCGCGAUGGGUCGGUGAGAGAGGGAAGGACGCGUCGACGAUGUUGUUAACGCGAGGAGUUGCAUUUCUGCGUGUUGCCUAG